This is a messenger RNA of Leptomonas pyrrhocoris, 2862 nucleotides long. RefSeq lists its product as hypothetical. The transcript has a single exon. Gene Ontology annotation, molecular function: protein binding. NCBI's taxonomy places the organism in Eukaryota, Euglenozoa, Kinetoplastea, Trypanosomatida, Trypanosomatidae. The record is from RefSeq and is a predicted model, not a curated record. Bases 1 to 2862 code for a protein of 953 amino acids.
AUGUCGCACCCCUACUCCGCUCGCGCCUACCGCGUCCGCCUUCAACACGGCAACUUCUCAUCUCUGCGAGAGCUGACACGCGCGCCCUACGCCCCCAGUCCUCUUAACGUGCUCGUCGAUCUGCUUCGCCUCUCCGUUGUGCCGCCUGCCAAUGCAGAAGGCUCAGCGUCAUCUUCGAAGGCAGGCGUUCACCACGCCUUGGAGCGUGCGUUGGAUGUGCAGUGGGUGUUGCAUGCGACCAUGGCAGAGGCACGAGACACCGUUUUGGCGGCCGAGACCGUCGGCGAUGCCGCGAGCCACGCCGCCUUGCAGGAACUGUGGAGCCAAGUGGAUUUCUUCUCGAAUGCCAUUGAAGACGGUGUGCGCGGGGCGCCGGGUGAUGCACCGGGUCUUGCGGCAGACACCGACACCACCUUUGCCUUCCCUCUCCUUGAUGGCGACGAACCGCCCCAGCAAGGUGCGCAUGGCAAGUAUGGGAGUGAAGCCAAUUCUCCCUCAACGGCUGAAGGAGAAGCAGCGGACACGACGCCGACGAGGUGGGUGUUGCCCACCGCGACAUACGCCAUCCUGCUCCGUGGUGUUCUGCAGCUUGCCGCGAUCACCGGGGCCCAUCUGCACGCCUUCAGCGCUUUGAAUGAGCUGAUCGCGUUGCACGAACGUCGACAACGCAGCCUGUCAAUUCAUCCUGCGGAGGCAGAAGGGGAAGUGGACGACAGCUUUAGCAUGGACGACGCUCUCGCGCUGGUGGACGCGGCGGCGCAGCGCCACGUCGACCCCCUCACCGCACAAGACCACCUCUAUGCGAUGGAAGCCUGCGCCCACGAGCGCCACCGAGACUUCCGCACCACCCUCAGUCUCUACCGCCGCUUCGUGCAGCACGUGACGGCGGGGUGGUUUGCCGCAACACCGGCGGACUUCACGGCGGCCCUCGUCGCUGUCGCGCACAGCAGCCGCACAACGACGGAGUUUACGGAGCUGCGUGCACUGUUGGUGGAGAGUGAGGCCGCCGCCGCGGUGCCGGUCAGCGUGCCCCUCUACACGGCUCUCAUUGACGCUGCCAGCCGUGCCGCGGAGGAGCCACAGCGCAUGUCUAUCGCCCUUUCCCUCUACCGCCGGCUGCGGGAUGGGGCUCUCACCCCCACUUCUGACACGUACGCUGCCCUCAUCGCGUGCUGCGCCUCCACCCGAGCGCCGACCCAGGCCUUCGCCUUCUACCACGAGGCGCGGCAGGUGUGCGGCGUGGCGAACUUCACGCCGCGCGUGUACACGAACCUGUUGUUGUCCUACUCCACCGCCGGUUACGGCGCAGACGCGCGCAAGACGCUGGACGUGCUCGUGGAGGCCGGCGCCCCGCUAUCGCGUGCCAGCUUCCACGCCGUGCUCGCCAGCGCCGUGACGGUGCGUGAGGCGCAAGAGAUAAUGGAGCUCAUGACGCAGCGCUACGACAUCACGCCCACGCCGCACACCUACGCCUAUGUGAUGCAGGCGGUGGCGAAGGCCCCGGCAGGGUCGCGCACCGCGUUGCAGCUUUUUGACGUGCACGAGGACGCGCUGCGGGCCCUGGCGCGUCUCUCCGCCUCCGUGGAUAGAGAGGGCGGCGGCCAUAGCAGUUUUGAAGGGAUAGGCGAAGCGUUCGCCCUGAGCACCUCCGCGGACGGCGUGGCAUUGGAGCCGACGCUGCUCGCGCAGUACCCUUUGUACGUGCGCGCGCUCGAGCACGCCCUGCUGCGCCUGCGCGUCGACCCGACGCAGGACCCGCGGCUGAAGGCGUACCUCACCCCUCUUGUCCGCGUGGCCCAGCAGCGCAUGAACGCCUUCACCGGCAUGCCACCGCAAGCCCCCAUCCGCGUGCCGGAGAAGGAGCGGCUCUGCAUUGCUGUUCUCGCUGCCGAUGUGCUCGCCAACGUGGAUGAAUGGGUCAUGCCGUUUAUGUCGCACUACUCCGUGCUCGUCAUCCCCUACUCGGCGGUGCUGGCGCUGCAGAAAGGCGGGGGGCGUCGUGUGGAGGGCGCGAUGGCGAAGGGGCCUUCCGCGGGUCUGUUCGACCCGGUGUGGCGGGAGACCCCCGGCGGGGGGGAGCACGACGCCCUCGUCGAGCACCGCAGACGUCGUCUCCUGCGCUUUCUCGCAGAUCACCGCGACGUGGUGCACUUGGUGUCCCUGGAGGAGGAACUCGCGUGGAGUCGUGAAACGCGGCGGUACGGAGUUGGCAUUACCGACCUGUUUGCCCGCGCCGCUGCUGUGGCUCUUCACCUCGCCCGUCUGCCAGAAGAAGAUGGCACAUCGAUGACGUCACCCGACACGAGUAGCGUGUACGCGCGCCAUCCCGCCGCAUCGAUUGUGCUGGUGUCCGCCAACUACGAAAAGUGUGGAAAGUACGUGGUGGCGUUGAAGCAAGCGAAGGGCGGCGACGGCUCUACGGCUGGGCUGCAAGCUGCGCUGCGGCGUGUGUCCUACCACAACCCGCGUACGAAUCCAAACUGGGUGCCGCCGAGCCUCUCCAUCACACAUCAACAGCAGCAACGGCAAAAGGCACGCGGCGACGUAACGAAGAAGCAAGCAGAGGCGCCAACGACAGCGGACGUCGCGAAGGAUGUAGCCGCUGAAGCGGUGGCCGUGCGCGCGGAUGCUGCGGCGGAACUGUACCAGAGUCUUCUCGAUCCCGUAAAGUCCACCCACCAUCCGAUGAUGGGCACUGACGCUGGUGUGAGCAUCGAGGACGGCACCUCCGGUGACGAACACACAAGAUCGCACGAUACGGCGCUUUCCGCUUCGUCACGAGGCAGCGCGGCGAAACGGAGAGGAGCGGAAGAGGAAGGGGCGAUGGAUGCCGCGCUUCUCAUGUCUCUCCUGAACGACUAA